GAAGUUUCGUAGUGCAGAGCUUAAAAGUUAAAAGCCAAUUCCGGGUCAUCUUUCUUCUCCCGCUCACCGGUCGCCAAAGCCCUAGCUUUAAUCGCAAUCACUCACCGCUCUCUAUCUCUCAAGCAAACCCAACAGCCUCCUUCUCUCUAACUACACGGCGAUACAAAACCAGGUUAUUCUUGCUACAAUUUCUUUUGGCCUUGGUGUGAAAAGGGUGUCGAGACUGAUAAUCUUACGAGAGUUUGCGUGGUUGAUUGUAUGAGUCCAGAUUACUGAAACACAUUAGAACUUGGAGGUUUAGCCCAUUCCAUUAGCUCUGCCCCUACCUAGUAGAAGUACCCAGAACCAGAAAAUGGCAGGGGAAGAUGAGGACUUACCAAGAGACGCAAAGAUUGUGAAGACGCUGUUAAAAUCAAUGGGCGUGGAGGACUAUGAACCUCGCGUUAUUCACCAAUUCUUGGAGCUAUGGUAUCGGUACGUGGUCGAUGUACUCAGUGAUGCUCAAGUUUACUCUGAUCACGCGGGCAAGGGUGCGAUUGAUUGCGAUGAUAUCAAGCUUGCCAUUCAGUCCAAGGUCAAUUUCAGCUUCUCGCAACCCCCUCCAAGAGAGGUUCUACUGGAGUUGGCCAGAAACAGGAACAAAAUUCCAUUACCAAAAUCCAUCUCAGGGCCUGGUGUGGCGCUACCACCUGACCAGGAUACCUUGAUCAGCCCAAAUUAUCAACUGGCAGUCCCUAGGAAACGACCAGCUCAAGCAGUUGAAGAAAUGGAAGAGGAUGAAGAAACUGUUGAACCCAAUCCACCCCAAGAGCAGAAGCCUACUGAUAUACUGCAGAAUACAUCCCAAAAGGUAUCUUUUCCCCUUGCUAAACGCACCAAGUGAGGCUAUAUAUGGUAUGUAAGGGAAGAAGCUGCAGUUCGUUUUGGUCUAGAGAAGCGAGAUCAAACUAUUGUUAACUUGUCACAAAUGCUGAUUUGUAAUGAUACUUAUACAUGUAGUAGAAUGUAAACAUCAUGCCGUUUAGUUCUGGUAUCUGUUCCUUUUACAAUGAUAAUGCUUAGACGCUGUGGUUUUAAGGAUUA
Molecule: messenger RNA, 1083 nt
Organism: Rosa rugosa (rugosa rose)
Lineage: Eukaryota; Viridiplantae; Streptophyta; Magnoliopsida; Rosales; Rosaceae
Product: transcription initiation factor TFIID subunit 9
Exons: 3
Coding region: 353-883 (176 amino acids)
Biological process (GO): RNA polymerase II preinitiation complex assembly; DNA-templated transcription initiation
Cellular component (GO): SAGA complex; transcription factor TFIID complex
Molecular function (GO): protein heterodimerization activity; RNA polymerase II general transcription initiation factor activity; transcription coactivator activity
Source: RefSeq, a predicted model, not a curated record